Molecule: messenger RNA, 4936 nt
Organism: Pogoniulus pusillus (Red-fronted tinkerbird)
Lineage: Eukaryota; Metazoa; Chordata; Aves; Piciformes; Lybiidae
Gene: EPAS1
Product: endothelial PAS domain protein 1
Exons: 16
Coding region: 280-2889 (869 amino acids)
Biological process (GO): cellular response to hypoxia; regulation of transcription by RNA polymerase II
Cellular component (GO): transcription regulator complex; nucleus; cytoplasm
Molecular function (GO): protein dimerization activity; DNA-binding transcription factor activity, RNA polymerase II-specific; RNA polymerase II transcription regulatory region sequence-specific DNA binding
Source: RefSeq, a predicted model, not a curated record
UGGCCUAAGGUUUAAAGUGAGAACUUUCUGCGGGUGACGCCGAGUCGCACAGCCGCUGCCGCGCCGCUCCUGCCCCGCAGCAGCCGCCGCCGUUUUUACCCCCGAGCGGGCCGUACAAUCCUCGGCAGUGUUCUGAGACUGUACGCCCGCCUCGGGGGCGACCCGGCCGAAUCGGACCCCGACCCUCCGAAAGCCAGCCGCCGCCUCCCUCGGGCAGGUGCUGAGCACGCCCCGGCCCGCCCGGCCCGAGAGGCGGCGCAGAAGCCGGCAGCCGCCGCGAUGACAGCUGACAAGGAGAAGAAAAGGAGCAGUUCUGAGAGGAGGAAGGAGAAGUCAAGAGAUGCUGCAAGAUGCAGAAGAAGCAAAGAGACUGAAGUUUUCUAUGAACUGGCACAUGAGCUGCCCCUGCCCCACAACAUCAGUUCCCAUCUGGACAAGGCAUCCAUAAUGCGCCUGGCAAUCAGUUUCCUACGAACUCACAAGCUUCUGUCUUCAGUAUGUGCUGACACCGAGAAUGAACUCGAGGCAGACCAGCAGAUGGACAACUUGUACCUGAAAGCUUUGGAGGGAUUUAUUGCUGUGGUGACACAGGAUGGAGACAUGAUCUUUUUGUCAGAGAAUGUCAACAAAUACAUGGGUCUAACCCAGGUGGAAUUAACUGGGCACAGCAUUUUUGACUUCACUCAUCCAUGUGACCAUGAGGAAAUUCGGGAGAAUCUGAGUCUGAAAAAUGGUCCAGGCUUUGGGAAGAAACACAAAGAGAUGUCAACCGAGCGUGACUUCUUCAUGAGGAUGAAAUGCACCGUUACUAACAGAGGCAGAACUGUUAACCUCAAGUCUGCCACGUGGAAGGUUUUGCACUGCACUGGACAAGUUAAAGUGUAUAACACGUGCCCUCCGCACUCUCUGUGUGGUUAUAAAGAGCCUCUUCUCACCUGCCUUAUAAUCAUGUGUGAGCCUAUUCAGCAUCCAUCAAACAUCGACAUUCCCCUGGACAGCAAGACCUUUCUGAGUCGCCACAGCAUGGACAUGAAAUUUACCUACUGUGAUGACAGAAUAACAGAGUUGAUUGGAUACCAUCCAGAGGAGCUGCUGGGCCGUUCAGCGUAUGAGUUCUACCAUGCCUUGGACUCAGAGAGUAUGACCAAAAGUCACCAGAACUUGUGUACAAAAGGUCAAGUAGUGACAGGCCAGUACCGGAUGCUUGCCAAGCAUGGAGGAUACGUAUGGCUGGAGACUCAAGGCACAGUGAUUUACAACACUCGCAACUUGCAGCCUCAGUGUAUCGUCUGCGUCAACUACGUGCUGAGUGAAAUUGAGAAGAAUGAUGUUGUGUUCUCCAUGGACCAAACGGAAUCGCUCUUCAAGCCUCACCUACUGACCAUCUAUGAGAGUGGCAUCCCUGGGACAGAGAAGAGUGACUUCCUGUUUACCAAGUUAAAGGAGGAACCAGAGGAACUUGCUCAGCUGGCACCAACACCUGGCGAUGCCAUUAUUUCCCUGGAUUUUGAACUCCAUCCAGCGACGCAGAAGUUUGAGAAAGCUCCUGCCUUCACCAGUGCUGUCUCAACACCAAACAAAGCAUGGCCAGCGGAAGUGAAAAGCCACGCUGCUGAAGGUGAAACACUUCUGAUACCAUCCUUUACAAUGCCUCAGAUUACAGCUGGCAGCAGUACUCCGAGUGCAAGCAGCAACAGUAGCUGUUCCACGCCAAGCAGCCCAGGCGAUUAUUACAGUUCUGUUGAUGAAGAUCUUAAGAUUGAGGUGAUUGAAAAACUUUUUGCCAUGGACACAGAAUCAAAAAGUCAGUGCACCUCCCAGACUGACUUCAAUGAACUGGACCUUGAAACCUUGGCUCCUUACAUUCCCAUGGAUGGAGAAGAUUUCCAGCUCAGCCCAAUCUGCCAAGAAGAAUGUCCUCUCUCUGAAAGUGCACAAAAUACCCAGCAGAGCCUAAGUAACAUGACCACCAUCUUCCAACCUCUUGCUUCUGCUUCACAGAAUCAGUUCCUCCCAGAGAAAUACUGCCCACAGCUGUCAAACAAAAACAUUAACUCUGGGCAGGGGUCUCUGUCGCCAGUGUUCUUCAACAAUGUCAGCAGGUCAUUGCUGCCGCCAUACCACAAUCAAGCCAGCACUCCGCUGUCUUCGAUGGGAGGAAGACCAAAUACCCAGUGGCCACCUGACCCCCCAUUAGAAUAUGUUCCCACUAAAUGGAGACUUAUGGAUAAAUACUCAGGAUCCCUAUCAAAUUCCUCAGGGCCACCAAUACAUUCUCCAAGCAUGCCCAUGUAUAAGAAAAGACCCCUGGAUGGUUUUGGGCAACAAGGCAUAGAUGUAAACCCAGCAAGGAUUGCACUGUCUAACAGUUUGAAGCUGAAGCGACAACAAGAUUAUGAAGAACAAGCACUGCAACAGCUGAGUGGGGGAGAUCCAUCUGUCAUUAAUCCAUCUCACCUCAUGUGGAAGAGAAUGAAAUUCCUCAAAGGGGAAAACCGUUCCUUGAUUACUGAAAAGAAGUCCCUCAGCACAAGUGUUCUCACUGAUGAGUUUGUCUGUAACCCAAGAGGUCUGAGCCAACCAGUGAGUCAAAUGGAGCAGCAUCAACAGCACCAGGAACAACAUCCACCCACCCGUGGCAGUCCUGGCGAGAAUUUGAAAGCAGGAGCAUUUCCCUCUCCAUUUUACAGUUCCCAUUAUCAGGACUAUACUGUCCAGCCAGCUCAUAAAGCAUCAGGUGUGACCAGUCGACUGCUGGGGCCCUCGUUUGAACCCUACUUGUUGCCCGAGUUGACAAGAUAUGACUGUGAGGUGAACGUCCCUGUUUUGGGCAGCUCUACGCUUCUGCAGGGCAGUGAACUGCUCAGAGCACUGGACCAGGCAACCUGACCAAGCCUUCAAUAUUCUGUGGCCUAUACAGCUCAAAACAGCUUCAGUUUUUAAAUCUAUUUUUGCAAGUAACAAUUUCUAAUAACCCAUUCACUUUUACAGGAUUUUACUUAGAUAUCAAACCUCUCCACAUUACCAAAUAGUGGCCUUCUGAAGUUACUCACUUUAUUAUGCAUAUUAAAGAAAUACAUCUACUGUUUUUUCCUCUGUUGCAAUUAAAGUGCCAUUUAGAGAGUUUGAUUACCCUCCCCUUAGCUCGUUACCUGUAAUUUAUACGCUGACGUUUUCUUCAGCUUUCAUGCUAAUAAAAAGCUGUGGUGUAAAUGCCUCAUCAUGUGCUACUUUGGCUGCAGUACAGCAAAAAUUCACUUCUCUUGCCAAAGAUGAAUGAAACAAAUUUGAUUUGCAACCACAGUUUUUUGUUGAUCUGCCAAAUUGAUAUCCUUUGAGUCUUUCUGUUUUCCAGCAUUUAUGGUAUUUAAUUUUAAUAACCUCUAGAAAAGUAUACUCAAGAAAAAUCCCAGCCUUAUGCCUCCCCCUUUCCCCCUCAUUUUUAUACACUUUGUUGAAAGAAAUGUGAAUGGUGAACUACAAUGUUUGUGGGUAUCUGUGAAAGUUGCACAUUGUAAGCUUCCCUUCCCCCCUCCCCCAGAAGCAAGCCACAUUCUCAGCUGCCUUAAUCUGGUUUAGCUCUACAGCCAAGGGAGUCCUACAGAUUUACACCAGUGGAGGCCAUAAACCUGUGUUUUGAUUUGUGUUGGAGUUUCUUGGUUUGUUGUGUUAUUUCUUUCUUUUUGUUAUUCCCUUUGAUUUCUCUCUGGGUCAGUUGUUAAUCAUCUCUUGGUACUCUUGCUGUAUCUAGGACACAAAGAGCUGUUUCUGCUAGAACUAGUAGUAUUUGUUAAUGGUGUUACUGACAUUUCAGGACUCUGACCAGCAGCCAGUACUAACACCUCUGAUUAACGUUACUCUUUUUUCAUUUUAUAUGCUAGCAAUAUUGAAUCUUUAAAAUUAGAACUUAAAGUGAUAUUUCUCAGCAUAUUAGGCUAACUCAGUUACAAGUAGACAAAAAGAACUGACGAUUGUGUAGUGAAUUGAACAGCUGGCAGGCUUUGGAUGCUUUCAAAGGCAAAGGGAUUCAAAAGUUUAAAACACAACAUAUUUUAAAUGUUAAAAUAGUAAUAAGAUGCAAGUGAGCAGUUCUGACUAAAACACAUGCAGACCUAGAUAUAGGGUGGGAUACAUCAUCUUGUUUCCUCCACUGGUAUAAAUCAUCAUUAGUCUUUACUGAAGGAGGAGCAGUGGCAACAUACAAGAUGUAAAAAUCUGGCCCAGAAACUUAGAACAAAGGAAGUGUUUUGAGCCUUCUGAUUACCGAAGCCUAGCUUUAAAAAUUGCUUUUAUCAUGCACUGACACUUGCAGAGAGGGAGCCUUGGAUUCACAGAGCACCUCCAGGUUUGCUGUGUUGAGUCUUAACCACACACACUUAGAAAAGCUAAAGACCUAUUGGUACAUAACAUAAAAAAUCACAGUCCCUGUUGCAGGCAGUCUUUGAAGAGUGUAUCACAAAACAGAAUCUGUUCUAGAGUGAAGUUAUGACUGUGUGGGGAAAAAAACCUAUUGUAAGCCUCAAAAUCUGAUCAAAAUUGGCAAGCCAGAGCUGGCAAAUCUGCAGUGGCAAGGACUUAAAGGCUUCAAGGAUUAAAGACACUUGAAUACUGCUCUUUUAUUUCUUAUUUGUGUAGUUUGAGCAUUAAAAAUGUUAUACCCUAACAGUUUACUAAAACCCACUGAAAAGAAUAUUUCAUGUCUUUAAUAUUAAUCAUACUUUUUAUCAUAAUUAUUUCAUGAUCUAUAUUGCUGAGUUCUUAUUGACAACAUUAUAACUGUAUGGGAACUUUAACUUGAUAAGGAAAUGUAUUUUGACACUUGAUACCUUAUUAAAGUAUACUGAUCCUAAAUUCUCUGUGACUCGCUUGCGAUGAAUUUAUCUGUUGUAUCAUUGUAAAACAAAAAGUAUUUAUUAAAUUAUUUAUAGAAAAUAAA